AUGCAUAAGCGGCAAGUUUAAAUAGAGACAUUAAAGUAUUUGUGACAUAUUAAUAGGUAGCCCUCUAAAGUGUCUUACUCAAUCAAGAUCACCAAAAUAAAAUGUAAAACCAAUCCAACCUUAAAUGUUAAAGCAUAUUGCUUAAUUAAUCAAAAAGUCAAAAGAGAGAAAUACUGAAAGAUUAUGUAAACAAUAUGAGAAACCUAAUGUCAUUCAAAAUAUCUAACCUUCAACUACUUCUAGACCAAUGUAAAGUCGUGAUAUUUCUGUCACUUUUCAUUAAUUAUUAUAAGAGUUUAGAAAUCACAAAAAGCAAAACAAAGAGAAUUCGUUUAAUGGAAUCAAUAAACCAUCCAAAAAAGUUAGAUAAAUUAGUUUUCCAAAUGCAGUUCUUCUAAAUAAUUCCAGCAGUCGAAAUCGUAUCAAAGAUAGUAUGUAUUUAAAUAAAGGAGAUUGUAAUGAUAAAUUAACACAAAAAAUAUUAUCGAUUGCCUAAGCUUCACGUUCUUAAAAUAAUUAUAAGUUAUAAUUUAAUGGAGUAAUUGAAGAUAUGUGUCGUUGUUCUUAAUUAUAAAACAAUUUGUUGUAUGAAGCUAAAGAACAUUAUAGAAAGAGUUCUUAAAGAUGUGCAUCAGCUGAUAUUUAAUUGAUUCUAAGAAGUCCAAAUAAAAAAUCAAGAUCAUCAUCUAUAGAUAGAAAAGAAUCUCGAUUUUUAGGUUCAACCUAAGCACAUUCUAAUCCUAAAGAAUUAGAUUUAACAUGUGAUGAAAAUGAAAUCAUUGUAAACAACGUUAAUCUUGAUGAAAGAAUUAGAACUGAGCCUGAUCCUUUAAUCAAUCAGGAAAGAUAAUAUUUGGCUGAUCCAUAUUAUUUAACCAAAUAAAGUGAAAUCACAUGGUUAAUAAGAGCAAUUGUGAUAGAUUGGAUGAUGGAAACUGCUAUGGGUAAUAGAUUAAAAAGAUAAACAUUUCAUUUAUCAUUAUUUUAUUUCGAUUCUUACUUAUCAAAAAAAUAAGCUAAUAAAAAAAAUAUUUAAUUAGUUGGAUUAGUAAGUUUAUUAAUUGCAAAUAAAGUAGAAGAAGUUCAUCCUAUUUGUCUACUUGAAUUUUAGAAAGCAGCAAAUAACGGGUAUAAUUAGAGUGAAAUUUUAAAUAUGGAAUUAGAUAUACUAUUUGUAAGUUAUUUUUAAUUUAUAUUUAGACACUCAAAUGGUAAGUGAAUCCUCCAUCUUAUACUUAUUGGAUUAAUUGGUUUACAGAUUAAUGGGAUAUUUAUGCAAAUAAUCAUGCUAUCAAUCUUUUUUNUAAUUUUUAAUAAGUACCUUCAUUAAAUUUAAUCUGAGAAUUUAUGUUUAUAAAUAACAUUUUUGAUAAAUUAAAUUUGAAUUAAUAUAACAUUUUAUGCAUAAGCGGCAAGUUUAAAUAGAGACAUUAAAGUAUUUGUGACAUAUUAAUAGGUAGCCCUCUAAAGUGUCUUACUCAAUCAAGAUCACCAAAAUAAAAUGUAAAACCAAUCCAACCUUAAAUGUUAAAGCAUAUUGCUUAAUUAAUCAAAAAGUCAAAAGAGAGAAAUACUGAAAGAUUAUGUAAACAAUAUGAGAAACCUAAUGUCAUUCAAAAUAUCUAACCUUCAACUACUUCUAGACCAAUGUAAAGUCGUGAUAUUUCUGUCACUUUUCAUUAAUUAUUAUAAGAGUUUAGAAAUCACAAAAAGCAAAACAAAGAGAAUUCGUUUAAUGGAAUCAAUAAACCAUCCAAAAAAGUUAGAUAAAUUAGUUUUCCAAAUGCAGUUCUUCUAAAUAAUUCCAGCAGUCGAAAUCGUAUCAAAGAUAGUAUGUAUUUAAAUAAAGGAGAUUGUAAUGAUAAAUUAACACAAAAAAUAUUAUCGAUUGCCUAAGCUUCACGUUCUUAAAAUAAUUAUAAGUUAUAAUUUAAUGGAGUAAUUGAAGAUAUGUGUCGUUGUUCUUAAUUAUAAAACAAUUUGUUGUAUGAAGCUAAAGAACAUUAUAGAAAGAGUUCUUAAAGAUGUGCAUCAGCUGAUAUUUAAUUGAUUCUAAGAAGUCCAAAUAAAAAAUCAAGAUCAUCAUCUAUAGAUAGAAAAGAAUCUCGAUUUUUAGGUUCAACCUAAGCACAUUCUAAUCCUAAAGAAUUAGAUUUAACAUGUGAUGAAAAUGAAAUCAUUGUAAACAACGUUAAUCUUGAUGAAAGAAUUAGAACUGAGCCUGAUCCUUUAAUCAAUCAGGAAAGAUAAUAUUUGGCUGAUCCAUAUUAUUUAACCAAAUAAAGUGAAAUCACAUGGUUAAUAAGAGCAAUUGUGAUAGAUUGGAUGAUGGAAACUGCUAUGGGUAAUAGAUUAAAAAGAUAAACAUUUCAUUUAUCAUUAUUUUAUUUCGAUUCUUACUUAUCAAAAAAAUAAGCUAAUAAAAAAAAUAUUUAAUUAGUUGGAUUAGUAAGUUUAUUAAUUGCAAAUAAAGUAGAAGAAGUUCAUCCUAUUUGUCUACUUGAAUUUUAGAAAGCAGCAAAUAACGGGUAUAAUUAGAGUGAAAUUUUAAAUAUGGAAUUAGAUAUACUAUUUGUAAGUUAUUUUUAAUUUAUAUUUAGACACUCAAAUGGUAAGUGAAUCCUCCAUCUUAUACUUAUUGGAUUAAUUGGUUUACAGAUUAAUGGGAUAUUUAUGCAAAUAAUCAUGCUAUCAAUCUUUUUUUUAGAAAACCAAACGAAGAAUCCUACUAAUGUAUUUAAAUUUUAAUAAAAAGUAUUUAGAAAGUUAUGUUAACUUAUUGAUUGCACCUUAUUAGAUAUUCAAACUCUUCAAUAUAUGCCUAGAACUAUAGUUGCCUCCUUUAUGUAUUUAAUAAUUUCAUUUCAACUGAAUGUUUUUGAAACUGAUAUGUUAGAAAUCAUGUCCAGAACAUCAAUGUUUCUAUUAAAUCGUAAGUUUAUUUAACCAUAUUAAUUAGGAGAUAAUUAAUUUAAUCUAAUAUUUGGAUAAUUUGUAUCAAUCACUUUUGGCUUUGCUUUAUAAGAUAUUUUACCAGCUAUACAGUAUGCAGUUGGUUUUUAUGAAUUAGAAAUCAAUUAUGAAACACCUCCUGGAGUUGUCCAUUUAUCGAAUACUCCUUUGGAAGUAACAUUAAAUUUUAAACUUAGUCAAAUUAUGAAGAAUUUCUUUCAUUUUAAUGUUAUUCAAAAUACUUACUUGAGUUUAUCAGAUAAAAAACAAGAGAUUGA
Paramecium sonneborni is the source of this 3230-nucleotide messenger RNA. Lineage: Eukaryota; Ciliophora; Oligohymenophorea; Peniculida; Parameciidae. The record is from the annotation of a GenBank genome assembly.